AUGGCACCAAUUGACUCCAAUUCUCUCGUUCUCAUUACAGGUGGCAAUGGUUUCAUCGCCGCCCACUGCAUCGCAACGCUCCUACGAUCCAAUUACCGUGUUCGAGCAACAGUGCGCUCGGCCUCAAAGGCGGAAGCGACGCGGAAAUCGCUCGACGCGGCGGGUGUCGAAAACCUCUCGCGCCUUGAAUUCUCCGUUGUUCCUGACCCGACCAAUAUUCAGGCUUUGGUAGCUGCGCUGCAGGAUUGCCAGGCGGUCGUACACUUGGCUUCGGCUUUCAAUUACGAUGCAGUUCCCGGAGAGUUUGAAGAAAAAUUAAUGAUCCCGGCAGUCAAGGGUACGCAGGGUAUUUGUCGGGCAGCUGAACAGAUCUCUUCCAUCCGACGGGUUGUUGUGAUGUCCAGCUUUGCAAGCGUUUACGAUGCUAGCCUGGGGCUCCAACCUGGCCGCGUCUACACAGAGCAAGACUGGUGUCCAUUGACCUAUGAAGAUGGUGUGAAUGCACCAGCUGUGCCCGUCGCGUAUCGUGCUUCGAAGGUGGUAGCCGAGCGUGCUGCCUGGGACUAUGUUCGCGAUAACUCGGUGCAGUACCAGCUGAUCACGCUAUGCCCUGGGAUGGUUUUCGGGAAGAUGAUACACCCAAUCUCGUCGCUCUCUCAGCUCAAUGCCAGCAAUCAGAUUGUCUGGCAAGUGCUGAACGCCGGACAUGAUGGUGAAAUUCCUCCAACAAAAGCGCCAGUCUGGGUGGACGUGGAAGAUCUUGCCACCGCCAGUUUCAGGGCAUUGGAAUUCUCCACCAGUGGCCAUGAACGAUUCUUGGUGACACAGGCAUCGUACGACACACAGGAGAUCGCGGAUAUCAUCCGUGAAAAGCUGCCCCAAAAGAACAAGGCCCCGAUUGGUACCCCGAAACAUCGCAUUGCAAGUACACAUUACUCUUGUGACUCCUCAAAGGUGCAGAGGGUACUGGGUAUCAAGUUCAAAACCUUGGAGGAGUCUAUAGUUCCGUUGGCACAGCAGUUAUAUUCCAUGGCGGUCACUGAGGUGUGA
Molecule: messenger RNA, 1050 nt
Organism: Penicillium cinerascens
Lineage: Eukaryota; Fungi; Ascomycota; Eurotiomycetes; Eurotiales; Aspergillaceae
Exons: 3
Coding region: 1-1050 (349 amino acids)
Molecular function (GO): oxidoreductase activity, acting on the CH-OH group of donors, NAD or NADP as acceptor
Source: RefSeq, a predicted model, not a curated record